This is a messenger RNA of Dictyostelium discoideum AX4, 1320 nucleotides long. RefSeq lists its product as hypothetical. The record is from RefSeq and is a predicted model, not a curated record. The coding region runs from base 1 to 1320 and encodes 439 amino acids. NCBI's taxonomy places the organism in Eukaryota, Evosea, Eumycetozoa, Dictyosteliales, Dictyosteliaceae. The transcript has a single exon.
AUGAAGAAUAUGUUAAAUAUAAUUUUAACAUUGACAAUAAUUUUUAUAGGAUUAAUUAAAAUUUCAAUAUCAAGUGAUAGUGGAUCAUCAGAAAAUGGUAUUUAUUUUUAUACAUAUGAUACAAUUUGCGAAUUUACAAAUUCUAUAAGAGAUGACGAUCAGUAUGAAUUAUAUUAUGUACAAGCACCAUUGAUGUAUGCAAUUUAUGGUGAUCUUUUCGAAAAGAUUAAUGCUUAUCAUAGUGGUGUUGGAUUUUAUAAUUUAAAUGGUGGGCCAAAUAUAUCAAUAGAUUAUUUCGCAGGUCCAACCCUAGAGGAUGCAUUAAUACCACAGAAUAUUACAAAAGAUUCACAAGGAAAUUAUAAUUUAACAUGGAAUACUUAUGGAUUAAUAGAAGUUACCAAUUAUAUUAAUGAAACUUAUUGGAGUAAAAGAGAAUUGAUUAUGUAUGGACUUACAGGCUUACAAGUCAAACAGUAUUUAAGUUGGGCUCCAAUAUAUAACCAAACUCAUCCAGUUUAUAAUUUAUUUAGUAUUGCAUCAGCUGAUGCCAGUGGUAGUGGUGAUAAUGGUUAUUUAGAAACAAUAUUACAUAAUUUAGGUAUUGGUGGUGGUGGUGGUGGUAGUGGUAGUGAAAAUUUAAUAGUUUAUCAAAAUAGUAGUACUUGUGAUGAUUUCGUCUGGGCAAGUUUUAAUACUAUUUAUCAAUUAGGUGGUACUUUAGUUGGUAUGCAAAGUAAUCCUCCAAAAGAUCAAAUAACAUUAUUUACAACUGAUGAACCAACUAUUGUGGAUUAUAAUAAUAUUACACAAAGGAAUCAAUUGGCAAGCUUUUAUAUUAAUUUAAUGGGUAUUGCAAAUAAGAAUGAAAGUGCUCUUCAAAUAUUCCAAGAAUUAAUAUCAUUAUUUAAUGGUACAUUCUAUUGUUAUAUAGAUGGUGUUUAUUAUGAAUUACAUUUAUCCAAACCAACACCAAUUUCAUUUACAUAUCAACCAUCACCAAUGCCAACAGGUCAAAGAAAUUCAAAUUCUAUAGAAACACUUAAUAAUUGUUAUUCGAAAUCUUCAACUGAUAAUCAAUCAUUUUUCAAUAGAUUUUCAAAAAUUCAAAUCAUUUUCAUAUCUAUAGCUAUUGGAUUUGGUGUUGUAAUAAUAUUAUACAUAUCAAUUGGUAUUAUGGUUAAUAAGUCUAGAGGUAAAUCUGGUACAAACUUAAUUCCAAAUAAAAAAUUAUGGACUUCCAUUGGUUCUAAAUUUAAAAGAGAUAAUAAUAAAAAUAAUUAUAAACCAUUGUUAUAUAAUGAAAAUACAAUUCAAUAA